Durusdinium trenchii is the source of this 1731-nucleotide messenger RNA. The record is from the annotation of a GenBank genome assembly. Lineage: Eukaryota; Dinophyceae; Suessiales; Symbiodiniaceae.
AUGCUGACGUUGGACCCCACUCGCUUCCGGAGACCCAAGAACAAGGCGCCCACCAGGCAUUUGUAUUUGGCCAACUGCGGCCAACAAUGCGGCGACACCGCUGAGGAGGUCUUGCGGCGCCUGCGGGAAGGGCAAGCGGAGGAGGAGGAGGUUGUAGCACUGCACCUGGGCCCGGGCGUCACCUAUGCCAGCUUCGUGCACCCGACUGCGGCCGCCAGGGCGAAGGCCCAGUUGGAGUUUGAGUCUGAUCACGCUUGGCGAGUGAAGUUUGCGGAGUUGGAGGAUGAAGUUCGGGAGGUGUCUGGAGUACUCCUUCCCAGCAGUGUGGAGUCCACAGCACACGUGGAGGUGCCAGGAGUUCACGUGGUGACCGACUUCGUGAGCGAAAUGGAAGCACAAGAGCUGCUGCUGCAGAUCGACCAGCGACCCUGGAACACCAGCAUCAAACGCCGGGUGCAGCACUACGGCCGCGCCUUUGACUAUGCGAAGCUGAUGAUCGCAGAUCCCGGCACUGUGCCAGAGAUGCCAGACUUCUGUCAGCCUUUGCUCCAGCGGCUGGAGCAGACCGCUCUGAUGCCGCAUCGCAUCGAUCAGCUCACGGUGAAUGAGUACGAGGCGGGCAUCGGCAUCGCUGCCCACGUGGAUGCUCAUAGCGCCUUUGAGGACACCAUUGCAGCGGUGAGCCUGCACUCGGGCAUCGUCAUGGAGUUUCGCAAGCCUGAGCCUGACUCUUCUGGGAAGGUCUCCAUGGGCAAACACCACCGGAUGGCUCCAGCGACUCCGAGUGCUGUGGAACUGACCAAGAACGUGUGGCUGCCACCCAACUCCCUGUUGAUCAUCACAGGCGAAGCGCGCUAUGCUUGGCUCCAUGGGAUCGCUUGGAGAAAGACUGAUUGUGUCGAAGAGGGUGCCUUAGCCCUAAGCAAAGUCAUCCCUCGGCAGCGGCGCGUGUCGCUGACCUUCCGUCGGGAGCGGCAGUUGCAGAAGGUGGGCAAUGAGAUCAAGGUGAAGCAGGAUGAAAUGCUCACGAUCAUCAAGACGCUCGACCAGCAUGACGAGCGCAGUUCCCCCAUCAAUCUCUUGGGUGCCAAGAUUGAUUUUGCAGCGUUCAAACUUCAAACCUGCUGUGGCACUGGUCUGGCACCCAGGAACAGCAUCCAGCUCGCCAAAACGGGAGGCUUUGUGGUGUGUGCCGAAGUGCUCUUGCCGCGUCUCAAGCAGGCUCGCCACAAUGCCCACAUCUAUCGCUGUGAAACACACUUGGACUUCUUGCAAGCCGAUGUUAAGAACGGCUUCUCAUUGGCCAACAGGCCCAGUGGAAGUGAGGUGACUCAAUGCCCUGGGCCUGGUGUGAAGAUGGUCACCGAGGUGAAUGCCGUGUUUUUAUCUCCACCCUGGGCCGAUGAGGGCUUGGAUGGACGCCAGCUCGUGCGCUCGGCCAUGCACUUGGCGCCGGGCAGCCCGGUCCCCACCGGUUGUGGCAAUGGAUGGGCUUGGGAUGGCUUGAAGGUCACAGCUGUUGAGGAGGUGACGCGCUUCCACCCAGAGAGAGGAUGGGGUUUUAUCGAGCUGAAUGGUAUGGACAUCAUGGUGCAUGUGAAUGACUGCAAGCCAGAAGACGUUGUCAUCGGCGGCACUGAUGAGAGGUGUUGCAACACCAAGGGCAAAGGCCAGGCGACACCCAUCGAAGGUGCUGGACAACACACGGGUAUUGUCAGCCUUCAACGCUAA